Molecule: messenger RNA, 1706 nt
Organism: Cicer arietinum (chickpea)
Lineage: Eukaryota; Viridiplantae; Streptophyta; Magnoliopsida; Fabales; Fabaceae
Product: elongation factor Tu, mitochondrial-like
Biological process (GO): mitochondrial translational elongation
Cellular component (GO): mitochondrion
Molecular function (GO): translation elongation factor activity; GTP binding; GTPase activity
Source: RefSeq, a predicted model, not a curated record
GGAACCAACAACCUACGACUGACUCACUCUUCAAACUGUCUCAAUGAUCAGUUCUGUUCUACACUCAUCCUUCUCUCUCUCUUCUCUCUGUUGUUCAUUCCUUCCAUUCCAUUCCAUUUCCAAGCUCCUAUCUCCAAUGGCUUCCAUUGCUAUCUUCAGAAAACGCCUUCUCCUCUCUUUCCAUUUCAUCAUAUCUCGUUCAACUUCUUCCACCAACAAUGCAUCUGCUCUUCUUUCUCUCCGGAGAUCCAUGGCCACUUUCACACGAACAAAGCCACAUCUUAAUGUUGGCACCAUUGGCCAUGUAGAUCAUGGAAAAACUACACUAACUGCUGCAAUCACAAAGGUGCUAGCUGAUGAAGGUAAAGCCAAGGCCAUUGCUUUUGAUGAAAUAGACAAGGCUCCUGAGGAGAAAAAGAGAGGAAUUACUAUUGCUACAGCUCAUGUUGAGUAUGAGACAGCAAAGAGGCAUUAUGCCCAUGUUGAUUGCCCAGGACAUGCAGAUUAUGUCAAGAACAUGAUAACUGGAGCUGCACAAAUGGAUGGCGGAAUCCUCGUGGUUUCUGCUCCAGAUGGUCCAAUGCCUCAAACAAAGGAACAUAUACUCCUCGCUCGUCAGGUUGGUGUGCCAUCACUGGUAUGUUUUCUAAAUAAAGUAGAUGCUGUUGAUGAUCCAGAGUUACUUGAACUUGUGGAAAUGGAGCUUCGCGAACUACUCAACUUCUACAAGUUUCCAGGGGAUGAUAUCCCAAUUGUAAGAGGUUCAGCUCUGUCUGCAUUGCAAGGGACUAAUGAAGAGCUUGGAAAAAAAGCUAUCUUGAAACUAAUGGAUGCUGUGGAUGAAUACAUUUCUGAUCCCGUGCGCCAGCUUGACAAGCCUUUCUUAAUGCCAAUAGAAGAUGUUUUCUCUAUUCAGGGGCGUGGAACUGUUGUCACCGGUCGUGUUGAACAAGGCACUGUCAAAGUUGGUGAAGAGGUUGAAAUACUGGGACUAACAAAGAGUGAACCUUUGAAGACUACUGUAACUGGUGUUGAAAUGUUCAAGAAAAUUUUGGAUAGAGGACAAGCUGGUGAUAAUGUCGGACUUCUUCUACGAGGUCUUAAGCGAGAUGAUGUACAGAGGGGAAUGGUUAUCACAAAGCCUGGUGCAUUGAAAACAUAUAAGAAGUUUGAAGCAGAGAUUUAUGUCCUCUCAAAAGAUGAAGGUGGCCGUCAUACCGCAUUUUUCUCUAACUAUAUGCCUCAGUUUUACCUGAGGACUGCAGACAUUACUGGAAAAGUGCAGUUACCUGAAAAUGUUAAGAUGGUUAUGCCUGGUGAUAAUGUGACUGCAACUUUUGAGCUGAUAUUACCUGUUCCUCUUGAAACCGGACAAAGGUUUGCUUUGAGAGAAGGAGGCAGGACAGUUGGUGCAGGAGUGGUCUCCAAAGUGAUUUCCUAGAAUGUUGAUAUGAUAUGGAGUCAACAAUUUUUUUGUCGAGUAAUUUGUAAUUAAGUCGUGUGUAGGGACCGGCCGAGACCAGCAUGCAGGAAGUAGUCUAUGAUGAGACUAUUUUUGACACUUGAUGUGUUGGUUCCAUUUGAAUUAGUCUGUUUUAUCUGUUAGAGAAUUAUAAUAGUAGAUUUAGAUAUUGGGUUAGUGGUUAAAUUCCUUUUAGGUUCAGUUAAUAAGGCCAAUUUAAUCAUAAUUAACUACUUGUUUUUCU